AGAAAGCCUGAAGCCUCAAGCUGAGAUAACACCAGAACCCGGAACAGGAAGUCCUUAGAAUCUGACUGCUGUUGCCAUGGUACCCACAACUACCCCCAGGAAGCCAAAGGCAGGCUCCCCCAGCAAAGCAUCGCCGUAGGAGAAGGGGUGAGCCCCAGGUGUCAUGAGAGCGUUCAAGAUUCAGGCUCAGAAGGUGCCCAGCCUCCAACUCUCCCUUGGUUCCGAGACCAGUGCAACCAGCACCCCUCUGCUUCACUCUCAACCUCUGUGACCGUCCCCGUGGGCAGCAGGACUGCAGAACUGUGCUCAUCACUGUCCUGCUGUGUCAUCUCCACUGUCAUUCAUGAAAAUGUUGAAUUCAGUAAGUGGAUCCUUUCGCAAGAAGGCCGGUGACAGCAGGUCUAGAGAGUGCAGGACUCGGCUGGAGCGCAGGAUUGUUGGUGCAACCAACCGAUGGCGUUUUCCCCAAGACCAUUUCUGCGGAGACCUGUUGGCACUCUCCCAGAUGUGCAAUGUUUUAAAUGUAGAUCUUGACGAAGCUCUGAAGAACCCAGACAGAUUAUGUAUCUCAAAAUUCCAGAAGCUUUUCUCCGAAAAUAUCAUGAACAGUGGCACCCAAAGCGGGGAAGCAGACGUGAUCCUUGAAUGCCUCGGCUUCAAGUGGGAACUCCACCACCCUCAGAUCUUUCAGUCUGGGACCUUGGCCAAGCUCUACCUGACAGCCUUGAUACAGAACAUGAAAAGCUCCCAGAGGGAGCUGGACAAGGUUCAGAAAGCUCAUCCAUCCGGGAAGAUCAAAAAAAGGUCCCCUGUAAAGAAGAUCAUCAUUUCCAUGAGGAUCAAUGACCCGGCAGUCACCAGAGUUGCCUUCGCCCUGGCCCUGAAGAACCUCUACAUGAAGGAGGUGGAAAUGACCGUGGACAAUGUGCUGGGCGUGCUGGCUUCUGCUCACAUCCUCCAGUUCAACCGACUAUUUCAAAAGUGUGUCAACAUGAUGAUGAACAGACUCGCACCAAGCACCAUCAAGAACUUCUACUUGGCCGGCUGUAAGUACGAAGAAGAGCAGCUCACCAUGGCCUGUGAGAAGUGGCUGGCAAUGAACCUGGUCCCUCUAGUGGGGACUCAGAUCCACCUCCGACAGAUCCCUGAACCUCUGCUGUACAAGGUGCUGAAGUCGCCCAGGUUGUUCACCUUCAGUGAGUUCCAUCUCCUGAAAACCUUACUCAUGUGGGUUUACCUACAGAUGAACUGCAAGGUUCAGAUGGUCCCAAUCCACGAGACCAUUUUGGCAUUUUUUAACAGCUUUCCCAAGAAGUGCUGCUUCCUAGAACAGGAUCCAGGACAGAACUGGAUGCCACUCUUCCUUUGCCUGCGUCUGCACGGCAUCACCAGUGGCAAGGAUCUGGAGGUGUUGAAGCACAUUAAUUUCUUCCCUGAGUCCUGGCUGGUCCGGGUUACAGCCAACCAUUACCACGCACUGGAGAGCGGGGGCAACAUGGUCCACCUGAAAGAUCUUUCCACACAGGCCAUGAGGUUCGGGCUGCUCUUUAGGCAGGAAUACACCACUUACUCGGAAAGGAUUUCUAUAUACGGAUACUUCUUUGAGAUAAAGGGAAUCAAACACGACCCUACCUCUUACAGUUUUUCUAUGCAGAGAAUAAAACAUACAGACUUGGAGUGCCCCUCACCAGUCUGUGAGCACAGUACCAUCAGCUUGAGGUCGGAGCGCCUGGUGAAGUAUGAGAUCCAAGCCCAGACGCUGGUGGACGGCAGGUGGCAGGAGUUCAGGACCAACCAAAUCAUGCAAAAGUUUGGGUUUAUCAAGCCAGGCUGCAAAAGCCACGUCUUGAAAAUCCAAACCGUGGGCAUCCCGAUCUACGCCAGCUUUGCCUUCAUCUUCCCAGCAUCUUGAUAGCUUUCAUAGGAAUCUAUGGGAUCCCCUUCCCUGGCCGGCCUGACUUCAUAAGAGAAAUAAAAAUGACAUUAAGGAGGGGAGCACUGUGUCCGGCUGCCUGAGCGCGUCAGCUCCCCUGGGUCGUCGGCUCAGGCAUUAGAGUUUAGUGCCAAUCUGCUUCCGUUUUCAUCUGAAGAUAAGAUUGGGAAAAUUCACAUUUAAGCUCACUCGGUCUGUUGACAGGCUAAUCUUCUUGCAGAUGCCUGACCAAGGACCUUAGCAGCUACUAAUUGUUUCACACAAUGAUCUGCAGACCUAAGAUAUCCCUUCCCCUCUGGUUUCGAAGUUAAGUCACACACUGCACCCUUUCCUAAGAGAGAGGACUGUACAAAGGGUCACCUUUGUCCACCCCUCCGUGAUGCCAGUUUUCUUUGAGAACCUGGAGAGUUGGUAGAGUUAUGAAGACAGUCAGGUGGGUACGUCCAGCCUACCUAAUGUCUGGUGUGGGAUGGCACACAGCUGAGGGAGUCUUCCUUCCAACAGAGAAUCUCAGGAGGUUAGAAGGGCUGGUAGGACCGUGGGAGGUGGGCCUGGGAGAAGAAUCAGCGCCAAAGCACUGGGCUUUGGGAGCCUGCUUCCAGAACCACUUCUUCCUCCUGUGUCCCACUCUUCUAUGCUGUUGCUCCCACUCAAGACCAGUAAAAGAGAAGUAGUCGUGGGAGCUAGAGAGACAGGAGAGGAGAGAAAUUGGGAUAGCUAUCACCUCUCUGGGUUCAUGGGCAUCUUUCUGCAGUGACUGUGUCCCUUUGUGGCCCCAGCUUUCUCUGAUCCUUCCUUCCAUUUGCUACCCUGAAGUUUCCUUCCAUCCUUCCAGGGUCCAACACAGGGCCUGUCCUUGCUCUGAUAUUAGCCACCUACCAGCCUUCAAGUGAUGGAGGCAUCUGCCAAGGCUGCAGUCCUGGGCUGCAUCAAUCUCCUGUGCUUGACCAACUAGAUCUCGCUUCAUCAUUAUAUCUGGGUCUCCAUAUUCUGUUUACUCUGCUUCAACUGUCUGGGUUUUGGGGGUUUUGUUUGUUUGGGUUUUUUUUUUUUUAAUGUUUUCCAGGUUACAUAGGAAUGGUUUGGUAGUGUUGGAGACACAUAUGACACAGUGCAAUAGAUAUUGGAAAACAUGGCCUCCAUAAUUCACAUUAGUGUGAGGACCAGUGAGACACUCAGGUACAAAUUAUAUGAAGUAUCAAAGCCCCAUAAUGGUCAGUGUGAUGGUUUGUAUAUGCUCUGCCCAGGGAGUGGCACUAUUAGAAGGUGUGGCCCUGUUGAAGUAGGUGUGUCACUGUGGGUGUGGGCUUUAAGACCCUCAACCUAGCUGCCUGGAAGUCAGUUUUCUGCUAGCAGCCUUCAGAUGAAGACGAUGAAGAUGUAGAACUCUCAGCUCCUCCUGCACCAUGCCUGCUUGGAUGCUGCCAUGUUCCCGCCUUGAUAAUAAUGGACUGAACCUCUGAACCUGUAAGCCAGCCCCAAUUAAAUGUUAUCCUUCUAA
This is a messenger RNA of Mus musculus (house mouse), 3434 nucleotides long. It is a transcript of the gene Btbd16, whose product is annotated as BTB domain containing 16. Lineage: Eukaryota; Metazoa; Chordata; Mammalia; Rodentia; Muridae. Bases 344 to 1912 code for a protein of 522 amino acids. The transcript is spliced from 16 exons. The record is from RefSeq and is marked validated.